Molecule: messenger RNA, 494 nt
Organism: Oppiella nova
Lineage: Eukaryota; Metazoa; Arthropoda; Arachnida; Sarcoptiformes; Oppiidae
Source: the annotation of a GenBank genome assembly
AAUAGACCUAAGAAAUUAUGGCCAAAGAUGGCAAAGACUCGCUUAUCAUUAAAGUGAAUGAUAUCUCAAAUGAGGAUUCCAUCAAAAAGUAUGGCCAAGGAAUGGAUCAAAUCAGUGGUGACAUCAACUCCAUUAUAUUGAUGCGGCAAAUGGUGGCCAUAAUUCAUGAGAGUAUUAUAAGGUGCGAGCAAUACAAUCACAAAUUGGGACUACAGUUAAUGGAUCAGAUGAAUAAGAUGCAAGAAUAUGCAACUAAUGUCCGGGAUAAAUUGUUAGAAAUGGAUAAUAAUUUGGAGGAUUUGAAGGAGAAAUCAAAGUGGAAGGGAAGGGCAGCCAUACGAAGAUUAAGAAUUCACCGUGCUAAGUUAUGUCACCGGUUUGUAUGCUGCAUGAUUGACUACAACAACAUCCAGGCCAAAUAUAAAUCUAAAUAUAUUCAAUUGCUACGGACACAGUUCAAUAUCGCCAAACUACCGGUGAUGAACUACCGGUGA